GGGCCGGGGGGUGCCGGAGGAGGGACUAUGGGGAGAGGAAGGUAUAAGAAGGGAUGCGGGCGAGGGAGGGGGGUGAUGGAAAGAGGGGGUGCGGGGCCGAGGGGCAGGCGCUGACAGCCGCUCUCCCCGCGCCCGCAGUCCCCUCCCCCGGUGCCGCCGUGGGGUGGGACUCCCCGGCGGGCCGCGGUCUCCCGUGCCGCUCCCCACCCCCCGCCGCUGCCCGGCGCCGGGGGUCGGUGCUGGGCCGGGCGUGCCGGGGGUGGGCGGGCUCCGCCGCCCGACGGCGCGGCCCGGACGCUGCCCCGCAGCCGGCACCCGGGCGGGCAGCGGCACCCCCGGGACGAUGCCGCGGCUCUCCCCGGCCUCCGCCGCCGUCCUGCUGGGCGUCCUGUGCCUGCCCGGCGCGCCGGCCUCCUCCCUGCUCACAGGAUCGGUUGCAAAAUGUGAAAAUGAAGGGGAAAUUUUGCAGAUACCUUUUAUCACAGACAACCCUUGUAUAAUGUGUGUUUGCCUGAAUAAGGAAGUGACGUGCAAAAGGGAGAAGUGUCCAGUGCUCUCCAAGGACUGUGCUCUCGUCAUUAAGCAGAGAGGAGCUUGCUGUGAGCGUUGCAAAGAUUGCAGUUUUGAAGGAAAUACGUACAACAGCUCCAUGAAAUGGCACCUCCCCAGCAACCCCUGUGUAACAUACCAGUGCCAGGAAGGAGUGAUAGUAGAAUCAGAAGUACAGUGUGUUGUUCACUGCAAAAACCCUUCCAAACUCAGGGGAAUGUGUUGUCCUGUGUGUCCAGGUUGUGUAUUUGAAGGGAGACUUUACAAUGAAGGAGAAGAAUUUAGGCCUGAAGGAAAUAAAUGUACCAAGUGCUCUUGUAUUGGUGGCAGGACACAGUGUAUCCAGGAAGUCUGCCCCAUUCUUUCAUGUCCCCAGCACCUCAGUCACAUUCCUGCUGGACAGUGUUGCCCCAAAUGCUUAGGACAGAGGAAAGUGUUUGACCUCCCAUUUGGAAGCUGCCUCUUUCACAGCAACGUGUAUGAUAAUGGUUCCUCAUUUAUGUAUGACAACUGCACGGUGUGUACAUGCAAGGAUUCAACAGUGAUAUGUAAGAAGAGGUGCUUACUUCCUGGUGAAUGCAAUAAAAACAAAGACCACUGCUGCAAGGAGUGUGUCUCAUACAUCUCUCCUGAGGAAGUGAAAGUGUGCAAGUUUGGCAAUAAGAUCUUCCAGGAUGGGGAGAUGUGGUCCUCUGUGAACUGCACCAUCUGUGCUUGUGUGAAAGGCAAGACAGAGUGUCGCAAGAAACAGUGCAUUCCAGUCAGCAGCUGUCCUCAUGGUAAAAUCCUGAACAGAAAAGGAUGCUGUCCGAUUUGCACUGAAAAGCCUGGAGUUUGCACUGUAUUUGGAGAUCCUCACUACAACACUUUUGAUGGACGGACAUUUAACUUUCAGGGAACAUGUCAGUACGUUUUGACGAAAGACUGCUCCUCCUCUGCCUCGCCCUUUCAGGUGCUGGUAAAAAACGAUGCCCGUCGGACCCGUUCUUUCUCCUGGACAAAGUCAGUGGACCUUGUGUUGGGCAGAAGCACAAUCAGCCUCCAGCAGCACCUCACAGUGAAGUGGAAUGGGACCCGAAUUUCACUACCUUGCGAGACACCACAAUUUCACAUCGAUUUGGAUGGUUAUUUGCUGAAAGUGACAACCAAAGCAGGCUUGGAAAUCUCGUGGGAUGGAGACAGUUUUGUGGAAGUCAUGGCUGCACCUCAUCUGAAAGGCAAACUCUGUGGUUUGUGUGGCAAUUACAAUGGGCACAAGCGAGACGACCUGAUUGGAGGGGAUGGGAAUUUUAAGUUUGAUGUGGACGACUUCGCGGAAUCCUGGCGCGUGGAGUCCAACGAGUUCUGCAGCCGCCCGCAGAGGAAACCCCUGCCCGAGCUGUGCCACGGGACAGUCAGGGUGAAACUCCGAGCUCAUCGGGAAUGCCAGAAGCUCAAAGCCUGGGAGUUCCAGAGCUGUCAUUCAACAGUGGAUUAUACCACCUUUUACCGGUCCUGUGUGACAGACAUGUGUGAGUGUCCGAUCCAUAAAAACUGCUACUGUGAGUCAUUCCUGGCAUACGCCCGUGCCUGCCAGAGGGAAGGACUGAAAGUCCAGUGGGUGCCCGAGCAGAACUGUGCAGCAACCCAGUGUAAACACGGUGCAGUUUAUGAUACCUGUGGUCCGGGAUGUGUCAAAACAUGUGACAACUGGAAUGAAAUUGGACCAUGCAACAAGCCCUGCGUUGCAGGGUGUCACUGCCCUGCAAAUUUAGUUCUUCACAGAGGAAGAUGCAUCAAGCCAGUGCUGUGCCCGCAGCGGUGACAUUCAUUCUUUGUCCAUGGACAUUAGUGCAGGUGGUCACUGACUCCCCUGAUGCUCACAGCCAGUGAAGGACUCCAGCUGUUUGUGUGCAGAUUCUGCAAAGUACAUGUCUGCUCACAGAGUGUAAAUAUGCUCCUCUGUGUGCAUUUGUGUGUCUCUAAGUACACACACGUGGCACCUAGAAAGAUAUAUAAAUGUAUACUGUGUGUAUUUGGACACGUGUGUCCAUACGCAAGUGCCCUAAACGUAAGUACAACCCAUAUAUUUAUAUAUAUGUCCACAUGCAAAUAUACAUAAUUUCUAUCUACCAUAGAAGGAUGAAUUAUAAUAUGUAUAUUUUUUGCUAUAAAGUUUAUGUAUUAUUAUUUCUAGGACCCUGAUCUGUAAGUCAUUGUAUAAAUAAACCAGGUGUUUUUAAUAUAAUAUUGUGGCAUGAAAAGAUUGGAUGACUUUGCCGUUGCAUAAGUUUGUCGUUACCAAGGAAACUUUUCUAGGGCCACAGCACUGCCAGGCUGGAUUACUUUCAACACAGAACCUGGAUUUACAGUUGUACAGGAAACACAUUUCUCUGGAGAUGGAGGAUUUAUCUAGGAAUAUUUCAUGCGUACCUUAGAGCUGCAUAGUGAUUGGUGACAGAGCUUAAUCAGGCAGAGAAAGCUGGGGAUUGGCUUUUAUGCUUUACUGAAAUAACUGUGCAAAAUGAUUUCCAAAGCUGGUUGGACAAUGGCCAGGAUAGAGAUAUUUCUUUCUGGAACGGCACCAAAGAGUCGGGGCCAGAUUUUCAUAAGUGUUAGGCACCCAACAGCUCACUUUGAAAAUCUGACCACUUCCCAUUUCAUAUCCUAAUGCCCCAUCUCUGUUGUGUUUGGCAGUAGCUGUGAAUACACAAUGAGGAGCUUGAAGAAAAUAUUCAUGUGCAUAUUAGCCCCUUAAAUAUGUUUGAAAUGGCUAGGUUUGUUUCAUGUCUCCCCCAAAUAUUAUGCAAAAGCAAAUCCCACGCUGAAACGUUCUGUUUCAGUGUGCCUUAAAACAUCAAAUAAUGCCAGGCUUAGUAACUCAUUUAAUUUAUCAGCAUGGUUUAGAGGAAAGACAAAUUCACCCCACUGAAAACCAGUAGAGAAUGUCAAAUGCUAAUUGGAGAACUGCAUUUUAUUUCCUUAGUGGUCUUUUGGUUGAGGUUUACGAACAUGUGGGCUCUGUGAAGUUUGCAUGACUUUUGAAGUCUCCCAGGGGAGAAGCAAUAAUAUGGGAUUUCAUAAGAAACGGAUAAAAAAGCCAUGCAACUUUCUCAAGCCUGAAGGGACGGGGGGCUAUUUUUCUUCACUGGAAAAGGCUCUUAUAGAGCCUGAUGGAAUGGUCUCUGGAGAUGAUAGAAAUCUUUGUGCAUCUGAUUUAGGUUUAUAAUGAAGUAAUAUCUUCCCACACAGCUACUUCCAUCAUGCCUUGCAUUGAAAUUGCACAUUGUAAUGCUUUGAACAACUUUCUCCUUUAAUUCUUUUCAUUUGAGGAAGUUAAGCAGGGUCUGAGUUUACAGUAAGUGAGUGGGUAAACACACUUGGGUUAUACAACCUUUCUGUGAUCCCACCCUGGAGGAAGAUGCUGAGUGAACCUGGUUAACUUAGGCACCACACUAUCCAAAAUGCUGUACCACCACAGUGUUAAAAAGAGCUGGGCAUAUAAUGCCAAGAGUGUUCCAUGGAUGUUCAUCCAAAUCUUAAAUAAACUCAGCCUGAUCUUUUUA
This is a messenger RNA of Zonotrichia leucophrys gambelii, 4094 nucleotides long. It is a transcript of the gene BMPER, whose product is annotated as BMP binding endothelial regulator. Gene Ontology annotation, cellular component: extracellular region. Gene Ontology annotation, molecular function: protein binding. The transcript is spliced from 15 exons. Bases 344 to 2353 code for a protein of 669 amino acids. Lineage: Eukaryota; Metazoa; Chordata; Aves; Passeriformes; Passerellidae. The record is from RefSeq and is a predicted model, not a curated record.